AUUUAAGAUAUUUUAGAGCUUUUGGGUUUUUUGUUUUUUUUUUGAAGGAAUUAAAAGAUCGAGAAAAUAUGGAAAAUUCAAGUGGUUCAAGGAUAACUUCUCUUAUAUUGAGAAUACUAACAUUUGUUUUUCUUUUCAUCUCCUUCUUCAUUCUUAUCACCACUUCUCAAACUGUUCGACCAUAUAAGCUUCAUUUCAAUGAUUAUCAUGGUUUUAGGUAUAUGCUUGCUACGAUCAUCAUUGGACUUGUAUUUAACCUUCUGCAAAUCGCAUUCUCCCUCUUUAACAUAGUUAAGAAUGGAGACGGUACUAUAUUAUUCGAUUUCUUUGGCGACAAGUUUUUGUCAUACCUUCUAGCAACAGGAGCAGCAGCUGGAUUUGGAGUUGGAGUUGAUUUGAAAAAAGUAGAUCCAGAUGAUUUGUUCAGAAUAUUCUUUGAUAAGGCCUAUGCAGCUUCAACUCUUCUUUUGUUUGCUUUCUUUUGCUCUGCAGCUGUCUCCAUUCUCUCUUCAUUUGCACUUUCCAAGAGAUCUUAAUAUUAAGUUAAUUGUUACUCUUUGGGUUUUUUUUUCAUAGUUUAGUUUGUAUGUGUGUAUUCUGAAGAUUCUUUUUCCAUUUUUUGUUACUUCUUCUCUUAGGUUCUACCGAUUGAAAAUGUUGAGAUUUUCUUUUUCUUAUUGAGGGUUUGUGUAUUGUUUAAUAAGAAUUCGUUUACUAUUCUUUUUGUUUGAUA
Molecule: messenger RNA, 733 nt
Organism: Cucumis sativus (cucumber)
Lineage: Eukaryota; Viridiplantae; Streptophyta; Magnoliopsida; Cucurbitales; Cucurbitaceae
Product: CASP-like protein 4D1
Exons: 3
Coding region: 69-536 (155 amino acids)
Source: RefSeq, a predicted model, not a curated record